UCCGCCCCAUUCCCAGCACAAAACAUUCAUCAACACAAAGACAUCUCAUCUUUCCAUUCUCACCCAUCAAAGUCAAUCCGUCGAGAUGAAGCCCUCCGCGGAGCCGGUGACCGGCAUCCCCGUGGGCGGCGCCCCCGCCCCCGCCGCCUCCGCCUGGUCCUCCGGCCUCUUCGACUGCUUCGACGACUGCGGCCUCUGCUGCCUGACUUGCUGGUGCCCGUGCAUCACGUUCGGGCGCGUCGCGGAGAUUGUGGACAGGGGCGCGACGUCGUGCGGGGCGAGCGGGGCGCUGUACGCGCUGCUGGCGGCGCUCACGGGCUGCCAGUGGGUCUACUCCUGCACCUACCGGGCCAAGAUGCGCGCCCAGUACGCGCUCCCGGACGCGCCCUGCUGCGACUGCUGCGUCCACUUCUGCUGCGAGCCAUGCGCGCUCUGCCAGCAGUACAAGGAGCUCAAGGCCCGGGGCUUCGACCCGGACAUCGGAUGGCACCUCAACAUGGAGCGCGCCAAUGGCGGCAACGGCGCCGGCGCCGGCGUCGUCCCACCCGGCGUGCAGCACAUGGGCGGCCGCUAGGCUGAAGCUGGUCAUCGAUCGCCGGAUCUCCGGCGUGUGUUUUGUUCGCCGGUCUUGUAUGUUUUGUUAUGUGUGUGUGUGUGUGUGUGUGUGUGUGUGUGUGUGUGUGUGUGUGAAUUUCACUCUGCAUUUGUGUCAAUUUCACCGGAGUAUUUUGUUUGGUUACGCCGACGGUCCUCGUCGCCGGCGGUUUUUGGAAUAAAAAAAAUAAAAAUCAAACGUACUA
Molecule: messenger RNA, 800 nt
Organism: Brachypodium distachyon (stiff brome)
Lineage: Eukaryota; Viridiplantae; Streptophyta; Magnoliopsida; Poales; Poaceae
Product: cell number regulator 10
Exons: 2
Coding region: 86-574 (162 amino acids)
Source: RefSeq, a predicted model, not a curated record